Messenger RNA from Serpula lacrymans var. lacrymans S7.9, 1654 nucleotides. RefSeq lists its product as uncharacterized. Gene Ontology annotation, molecular function: transmembrane transporter activity. The record is from RefSeq and is a predicted model, not a curated record. The coding region runs from base 56 to 1372 and encodes 438 amino acids. Gene Ontology annotation, biological process: transmembrane transport. The transcript is spliced from 9 exons. Gene Ontology annotation, cellular component: fungal-type vacuole membrane. Lineage: Eukaryota; Fungi; Basidiomycota; Agaricomycetes; Boletales; Serpulaceae.
AAUCUAAGAAAACAACAACAUUAGCGUCUCAUUUUCACUCUAGACGACGCUCACCAUGUCUGCAAACGACAGAAGCCCGGUUAACACCCUGACCGCUGAAGCAGAACCAAAGUCUUAUGAACCUGAAGACCUCAUCCAGGAGAAACCAGUAGCACCACAGCUCGGCGAGUUUCCUGAGGGAGGAAAGGAAGCUACGAGAGUGGUAUGGGGUGCAUUCCUGGUUCUCUUCGUUCAGUUCGGUGUCAUGAACUCGUACGGUAUCUUCGAGUCCCAAUAUCUCGCAGACCAGUUGCGUACCGACACGGCAUCUUCUAUUUCAUGGAUAGGCACUUUCCAACUAUUUACAUUCUUUUUUGCCGGUGCCUUCAUUGGACGUCUGUUUGAUUCAUUCGGACCCACCCCUCUUAUCGUUCCCGGAUCCAUUCUUCUGGUUUUCGGGUUGAUGAUGACCUCUCUUUGCAAGGAGUAUUAUCAAUUCUUCCUCGCACAAGGCUUGGUAUUCGGAAUUGGUAGUGCCAUGGUAUUCUACCCUGCAUUGAGCGCCAUCACUCACUGGUACCUUAAGAGGCGUGGUACGAUGAUGGGAUUGACCACGGCUGGUUCUUCCCUCGGUGGUGUCGUCUUCCCUAUUGUUCUUAACAAGCUCAUCCCCGCAGUCGGGUUCCCCUGGGCGGUUCGAGUUGUGGCCUUUAUUUGCCUCGCAUUCCUCAUCCCUGCCAUUUACCUCAUCAAGGGUCGUCUCCCUCGCCGCCAGUUCGCUGGCUUUGGGUCCCUUCUUGACUUUGGUGGACUUAAGGAUCCAGUAUAUUUGCUUUUCUUGGUUGGAUCCUUCGUUACAGUUCUAGGAACGUACAACCCUUACUACUACAUUGAGACCUUUGCCGUUGCGCAUAAUUACAGUCCCAAUGUCUAUCUCUAUGUCCUUGCUAUUCAAAAUGCAGGUUCAUUCUUCGGCCGUGUUAUCCCCGGUAUUAUGGCUGACAAGCUUGGAUUCAUGAACAUCCUCGCUCUCGCUUGUAGUGGCGCUGCGCUUGUUCUCUACACCUGGCUUGCAGUCGAUUCUCCCGCUGGACUUAUCGUCUGGGCGGUUGCUUACGGUUUCACCAGUGGAGCAUUCAUUGCUCUUAUGCCUGCGUGUAUCGGUAAGAUCACACCCGACACCACGAAAUACGGUGGACGGGCCGGGCUUCUUUUCGGAUUCGUCUCGUUUGCUGGCCUCACGGGACCUCCUAUUGCUGGUGCACUCAUCAACCACGACGGGGGUAACUUCCGAGACAUGAUCAUCUUCUCUGGUGUCGUCUGCACAGCCGGCGCCUGCCUCUUCUGGGCUGCUCGCUUCAAGUUUGCACCCGGACUUUUUGUCAAGUUCUAAUCCGUCGAAUACUUCCGUGGAAGGAGGAGGGGAUAUAGACUUGUACAUACCCUAAUUGCAUAGAAGCUCAUGCUGUGUUUACGACCGCUAGGAAAGGCGCUCAAUCGUUUCUUGGUCUCUUAACGUUGCCUUGCUCUCAUGAUGAUAUAUAUACGUGCACUCGCAUUUUGUAGAUUUUACGGACUCUCUUCACCCUCAUACUUUAUAUACACAGCGCAAUCAUACCGCAUGUUCUUUAUUGUUUUCACACGUUGAAAUAUAAAACCGUAUCACCAAUGUGUC